UCCACCCUUACACUGCUUCCACUCUCGCUUGGCUACCACCACGAUUCUCGAACUUCCUCAUAAGCCUACGAUUAUCUCCGGGUUCAGGCACUUUGAUAUUCCUGCUGCUCUUUUCGAGGUAUCUUCAAUCUCGCCCCAGGCAGCCGACAACAGAUACACAUUCUCACUCCCGUCACCGCUCAAGCUGCUGCUCCAUCCCCAAGACAGCUUCUUAUUCACUUUACCACAAUCGAAACUAUCACCACGGAAUCAUCCUUCUUGUCGUAUACCGCACACAUCCACCUUUUCACCUGCAUUCCAUCCGACCUGCUCGUCAUAGCCAGCACUGCCAGGCCCUCCUCUAUUUGAAUCACUCACGCCAGUGAAUCUCUUCGAUUCACUACCUUCAACCGCCACACACGCCCAGAGCUAGAUAUAUCUGUCUAGCCCAGCUGUCCGGCCCUCAUAUUCCUCACCUGUUGCACACAAAGAAACCGAAUUCUCUUAUGAGAUUUCACUGAGUCGCGACUACAUCCUCAGCCAUCGUUCACGACAAAGACACCCCCGACGCGACUUUUCCUUUAGCGAGAGUCAAGAAGCCACUCCCUGUCUGCCGUUCGCGUGUGCACCAACUGCACGCCUGUCUGCUUCAGAUACGCUACUGUGGUGACCAAACCAGGGCCACCGCGAGCCGCGACUUGAAAAAUCGGUACGUACCUCCCAAAGCUGGCGGCUCUGGUCCCAUUCACAAUACGGUACCCACUGCAUACCACAUCACGUCCAUUCGUUCCCACUACCUCAGCAAAACACAUCACACAUUGAUUGUCCUUUCACCUCCUCCCACAUAAACAACCUCAGUUUUGCCCAAAGCCCAAUCUCCUAAUACCUCUACCUCUACCUCUGUAUUGCAACCCCCUCCUUGGCCUCAGCAUCUUUGCAUCUUUGUCAAUUGGCUUCCGGGACGCGACUGAUCUCGCCCAUCAAGUGUUUGGCGUCGAGCUUGAGCAAGCGUUUUGCCCGCGUUCGAGUCGCCCGUCAUCAUCAUUCCCCAAGGUAUGCAUGUCUCGACCUUGCUCGCCUCUUUCCAUUGCCGCGCUCUUCCUCUUCCUCUCCCUCCAAGCACUCGAGUUGCUUUAUCCUAUGCUGUCUCUGCUUGUAACCUAACCUUUGAGGUGGCACCGGCAUCUCGACGCGUCCCAAUGCUAACCUUGACCUCAAAGAAUCCUAUACCUCAGAUACUCAACUUGACAUAAUCAGUUGACAAGAUGCCCGUUACCCGUCCGGCGCGUGCAACACGCCUCGUUUCGAACGAGAACGAUGAGAACAGCGGAACCACGCGCAUGACGCGUGCCAAAGCAGCUGCACUAAGCGUUGACGAGCUCGCUGUCCCAGGAAAGGCUCUCGCCACUAAGAAGUCUGCAACCAACGCGAUCCCGGCAGCUCAACGAACCAAACGCGCCGCCCUCGGCGACGUCAGCAACGUCAACAAGCCAGAUGCUGGCGCAGGCAAGAAGCCUACCGGCAAGGUCGGCCUCGUCUCCAAGGCUGAGAAGCCUACCGGAAUCACCAAGAAGUCUACCAGCACCACCAGAUCUGUGGCACCCAGAGAGAAGAAGGACAAGGCACCCGGCUCAGGAUCGGGCGCAAUCUCAAAGAGAAAGGUCACGACCAAGGUCAUCAAGGAGGAGAAGGAGAUCUCUCUGGACGACAGCGAACCUAUGCGCAAGAAGCCAGCUACCGAGAGCCGAACCAAGCCCGACCAGGAGAACGUCAAGAGCCAGACUCCAGUCGAGUCUGAGCCCGUUAAUGCCAACAAGCCCUUCGUCUACCCCAAGAAUGUCACCAACCUGGACGAGGAGGAUCUGGACGACCCGUUGAUGGUGGCCGAGUAUGCCAAUGAGAUAUUUGAGUAUCUCAAGGAUUUGGAGUGCAACUCCAUUCCCAACCCCAACUACAUGGAGCACCAAGACGACUUGGAGUGGAAGACGCGCGGAAUUCUAGUCGAUUGGUUGAUUGAGGUGCACACGCGCUUCCACCUCCUCCCUGAGACUCUCUUCCUGGCCAUCAACAUCAUUGACCGCUUCCUCUCGGAAAAGGUCGUGCAGCUCGACCGCCUGCAGCUUGUUGGCAUUACCGCUAUGUUCAUCGCCUCCAAGUACGAGGAAGUUUUGUCGCCUCACGUCGCCAACUUUCGUCAUGUUGCCGAUGAUGGAUUUAGCGAGGCUGAGAUCCUUAGCGCCGAGCGAUUCGUUCUCGGAACCCUGAACUAUGAUCUGAGCUACCCCAACCCUAUGAACUUCCUGCGUCGCAUCAGCAAGGCCGACAACUACGACAUUCAGUGCCGUACUAUCGGCAAGUACCUGAUGGAGAUCAGCCUCCUGGAUCACCGUUUCAUGGCCUACCGUCCCAGCCAUGUCGCCGCCGGCGCUAUGUACCUGGCCCGCCUCAUCCUGGACCGUGGUGACUGGGAUGACACCAUCGCAUUCUAUGCUGGCUACAACGAAGAGGAGAUUGAGCCCGUUGUUCGCCUCAUGGUGGACUAUCUUGCCCGCCCGGUCGUCCAUGAGGCCUUCUUCAAGAAGUAUGCGAGCAAGAAGUUCCUCAAGGCCUCCAUCCUUACCCGCCAAUGGGCGAAGAAGAGUGCUCCUCACUUCGGCAUUGUCGAUGUUCAUCUCUCCCUGGACCAGAUCUCAAACAAGGAAGACGAGCACUAUCCUGAGGAAGAAGAGGAAGAGGAAGCCAAUUAUUAGCCAUCCUGUGCCGAAUAAUUGGAUCAUCUUCUGCGUUUACGGCCACUUUUACGAAUGCAUACAUCGGCGACACGCACCUCUAUAGGUGCAGCAGUCAUCCUUGUCGCGCUACCCCAGGUUCUUGAUAUUAGCCCUCACGGGCUCGCGGGGGGAAGGCGAUUGGGCUUAUUCUUUUUCUCUGGGUUAGAUUGUGUCCAGACUCAUCUGUCAGAUAUGGGCAGCUGUUUUGUGUUGCUUUGUUUUUGUGGGUUUAUAUUUUCCAUCGCAUUGGGACUUCGUUGCUCUUGUCUCAUGAACGGCGCAUGGAGUCAGGACAAGGAUAUCACGAAAGCGGACGGUUUGGCUGGAGUUCGUUGACUCUGUCUUCCACUGGGCUGGCAAGACAUGGAAUUCACUAUUUUUGUGUGUUAAGGCAUGGCUGGCCUACAAGUGAGGGUAUCUUGUCGUCGUCUAAUCAUUGCUCCCGUUUGGAGUGUUUUGAUGAUGCGCAAUGAGGGAAGGCAAACAUACCAUACAUCAGGGGCGGGAGUGGGGGCUGGCUUAUCGCCAACGGCAUCGUGAAAAAAACCUGUACAUACAUCUGUUCGGAC
This is a messenger RNA of Colletotrichum scovillei, 3319 nucleotides long. RefSeq names its product cyclin. Gene Ontology annotation, cellular component: cytoplasm; cyclin-dependent protein kinase holoenzyme complex; centrosome. The coding region runs from base 1245 to 2729 and encodes 494 amino acids. Gene Ontology annotation, molecular function: cyclin-dependent protein serine/threonine kinase regulator activity. Lineage: Eukaryota; Fungi; Ascomycota; Sordariomycetes; Glomerellales; Glomerellaceae. The record is from RefSeq and is a predicted model, not a curated record. Gene Ontology annotation, biological process: G2/M transition of mitotic cell cycle; regulation of cyclin-dependent protein serine/threonine kinase activity. The transcript is spliced from 4 exons.